Messenger RNA from Ficedula albicollis (Collared flycatcher), 1484 nucleotides. RefSeq names its product inositol 1,4,5-trisphosphate receptor-interacting protein-like 1. The record is from RefSeq and is a predicted model, not a curated record. The transcript has a single exon. The coding region runs from base 286 to 1479 and encodes 397 amino acids. Gene Ontology annotation, cellular component: membrane. NCBI's taxonomy places the organism in Eukaryota, Metazoa, Chordata, Aves, Passeriformes, Muscicapidae.
UCCUCGUCCUACUCUUGGUGCCGUGGUUUGGACUCCACAAAAUCAGACGUGAUCCAGACAACAGUGGCCACAAGGAGAGGUCCAGCAGCAACUUGGCGGAGGAGGAUGAAGAAGAAGGACUCAACGUGCUUGCAAAGAGAGAAAUAGAAAGCGACGAUGCAACUGUGGAAGAGGACAAUAAGGACAGAAACGAAGAAGGCAGCAAUGUGGAUGCGAAGGCAGAAAGCAAUGCUGGAAAUGAAGCAAAAGAAGGCUCUGAUGAUGCAAAGGAAGAAGUAAACAACGAUGAGAAGGUGGAGGAAGUCAAUGCUGCUGGCAGAAGACAAACACAAUGCAAACGAAGAAGACGAUGGCCACAAUGUCCAAAGCAACCAUGGAAGCCUUUUGGAGGAGCGCAUACAGUUGCCUGUUCUGGACCUGGACAAAGGUUGCUCCGUCAUAACGGACCUGAUGGACAAACUCACACACGUCUUUGGACAAGGCUUUUCCAACGGCUUCUACCCGGUGCCACAACAAGCCAUCGGAGCGGGCAGCCCCUUUGAAGCCUGGAGUCCCCUCGCACAGGACCUUGUGUACUGUGUGCUGGUACCACUGAGUGCCCCUCCAGGACAUGCCUUCCACCUGGAGCUGGACGCUGCAGGGGUGCUCCAGAGGAACUGCCGUGUCCCUGUGGAGCUGCUGUGCACCUGCACGAGGGAGCAGCUGGGGGAGGACAUGCUGUGUUUCCUCCACCACUCUGAGGAGGAGCUGAGAAGGAAACAGGACCCCAGCCUCCUGCACACCCUCUGCACUGGCACCUAUCUAGAUGUGGAGAAAACUGUCCACUGGUUCUAUCGAUCCGUGAGAGCAACCUGGCUGCUUCUGCCUCAGUCGCGCCAUUGGCGUUUAAUGUUGCAGCCCUCCGGCCGCUCCUGUAAAUUUCAGCUAAGUAAAGACCAGGAAAGCUUCAUGGUUGAGGUCAUCUCUGGAGUGCGGCAAGGAGACUCGGAUAUCUUUGUGGGCAGACAGCCUACAGAAGCAGGCAUCCCAAGCACAACAUGGCUGGAGACUUACGCCAUGGCAGAGGCAAAAUUCUUCAGGCACGUUUCCACGCAGGCCCCUCGUGACAGCUGGCACUGCAAGUGCCUGCAGCUCCUCAGCUGCAUCCUGACGGGUGUAGGUUUCUCCAGCUACGCCCUGAAGACGGUUGUGAUGCACCUCCUGAGCAUCACACAGUGGUGCAGGAAGGAUUUCUGGCGGCGAAUGACGGACACCCUCAAGUACCUCCGCUGCUCACUGGACACAAAACAACUCAACCACUUUGUAAUAGGCAACGAGAGGUUUCCUACGGAGAUCAGUUUGCCCUCCGACUUCCGCGUGGCUGAAGCACCCAACCUCUUCCAGCACCCCAGCCAGCAAUCCCGAUGCCCACAUGAAGGCCAUGCAGGAGUACGUUCAUCUGCUAGAUCAGCUCAAACAAAUGCUCUUCUAAGCUGUUGAAAGAG